This is a messenger RNA of Chenopodium quinoa (quinoa), 972 nucleotides long. RefSeq names its product protein FAR1-RELATED SEQUENCE 11-like. Lineage: Eukaryota; Viridiplantae; Streptophyta; Magnoliopsida; Caryophyllales; Amaranthaceae. Gene Ontology annotation, biological process: regulation of DNA-templated transcription. The record is from RefSeq and is a predicted model, not a curated record. Gene Ontology annotation, molecular function: zinc ion binding. The coding region runs from base 64 to 867 and encodes 267 amino acids. The transcript has a single exon.
UGUUUGUAACUGUAGGUAGCCGAUAUUGCAGAGUAUGAUGACCAUGGUGGAUCAAAGCUGAAAAUGCAGCAAAAUGAGAAAGUUUCUUUAAAAACAGGUUCCCCAAUGGAGUCGCAUGCUGCUACUGUUUUUACGCCUUUUGCCUUUUCUCUCCUCCAAGAAGAGCUCGUUUCAGCCCCUCAAUAUGCCUCCAUUAUGGUUGGCGAAGGUUGCUUCCAGAUCAGACACCACACAGAGAUGGACGGAGGAUGCAAAGUGAUGUGGGACCCUAGUCAAGAACUCAUUCAUUGUAGUUGUCAUCAGUUUGAGUUUUUAGGCAUCCUUUGUCGUCAUAUUCUUCGUGUUCUCUCAACAAAUAACUGUUUUCGCAUCCCAGACCCUUAUCUGCCUUUGAGGUGGCGCCUUGUAUCGAAUGAGCACGUUGAAAAAGAGCAAACAGAGAAGGUCAAAUUUCUGGAAGCCAUAGCUUCCACAAUUGUUUCAGAAUCAGUGGUAACUGAAGAACGCCUGACUUUUGCAUGUGAGCAUAUGUCAAUGGUACUGGCUCACAUCAAACAACUCCCUAAGCUGAACAAUCAUAAUGAAGCAAAUGAAAUGGGUAUCAAUAGCUCAACAGGUUCACUGAUUAUACCAGGAGUCGAAGCUUCUGAUAGUAUUGCUCAGAGUUUUGCCCUUGGAAAUCCUCACGAAUCUUUCUUGGUCAAGUUGAAAGAAACAAAUCCAAAUCCUGGGCUUGAUAAUAAUAUGUCUGGAAAAAGAAGGCGUGCUAUUCCUUGUGAACAAUAUGCUCAUGCUGCAUGUGAUAGUGCAAUUAUUGAAGGUAAUAGCGUGCAUGCUGAUGGAGAUGCAUUCUGCGGCUUCUUGUAAAUUAGGAUCCUAGGGGUAAGUUGAAUUCUGCCUAUUUAAUCAAACAAAUGUAUAUAGAUACUAUCACCAUUUGUGGUCAAUUAUAGAGCUUACUGAAUUCCCAUA